Molecule: messenger RNA, 879 nt
Organism: Cyphomyrmex costatus
Lineage: Eukaryota; Metazoa; Arthropoda; Insecta; Hymenoptera; Formicidae
Exons: 4
Coding region: 1-879 (292 amino acids)
Cellular component (GO): membrane
Source: RefSeq, a predicted model, not a curated record
AUGAAGUGCGGACAUUUCGGAGUUACUGAGUGGUCUCGCAAAAUCGGAUAUCCAAGGGUGACUGAAGUAUCGUGCUGGAUGUUUAUCUUGUUGAUUAUUUGCGCACGACGGACUCAUUCAUUGGCUUUUGAUAAUACAACGGAUCUUUUUGUUCAAAAAUGUGAAAUGGAAUGCCAUUUAAAGAGAGAUUAUACAACUUGUGGCAAAUAUAAAGUCGCGAAAUGGUUAAAUACAAUAGUGAGAGAAAAGGAAUUUGGUUAUGGGCCAUUUCGAAUAAUAAGGAUACCAUCGAUUUACAAGCAAUCCUUUUUGCCCUAUUUGCCACGUUCUCAAGCAUUUAAAAGUGGUAUAACGGAAGCUCUGAAUUUUGUUAGAGAUAGUGUAGAGGAUUUAUUGACAAAACGUGCCAUUGUAUAUACGAUAGACAAUUCGGCAGUUGCCAGAGAUGCCAGAGACUUCUCCUCGAGUUUGAUGUUUAUGGAUGAGGAUGAACUUGACCGGCUAAAGAAUAGCAAAGAACCAGAAGGAGAUUGGCGAAUUUUUAAAAAGAAGAAAAAUAUAAUCUUCCCCAUUCUUAUAUUAUUAAAUUUAAUAAAACUGAAACUAUUGCUGUUACCAAUUUUCCUAGGAGUUCAUUUUAUCAAAAAACUUCUCGUACUUGGAUCAUUAAUUUUACCAUCAGUAUUCGCGCAUUUAAAGAUUUGCAAAGUGCAACACCCUCAUGCGCAUCAUGCACAUCCUUUUCAUCUGUGGUCUACUGCAGCAGACGCAACAGCAGAUUAUCCAACGGGAUACGGACAGGACGACAGUAAUUGGCAUAGAAACGAUUAUCAGUUGGGAUAUCCGAGUUAUCAAAUACUUCGCAAUCCUUACGGGUGA